AUGUCAUUACCUCGGAUCGUCUCUCAAGUGGUCAUUCUAGGUUCUCAAAUUCUCGGAAAGGCAUUUGUAGAAGCCUAUAAGCAAGCAGCUCGAAAUGCCCGUUCGGGCACAGCGAGCUCGGUAGGAGGUGCAGAAGGAGCUGGUGCGAAUUCAUUUCAGGGUGUCGAUUCAAGUAGCUCACUUAUCACUCGAAAACAUCGGAUGUCAGUUGAUGAAGCAUGUCAAAUUUUAAAUGUCAAAAGUGUACCCUUUCAAAGUGGACCUACAGAUCCAGUGGUGUCUGAGGAGUUGGUCAAUAUGUUAAAGGCUUAUGAAAGGCUUCACAAAGCCAACGAAAACACAAGCAUAUAUAUCCUCAGUAAAGUCGUUAGGGCAAAAGAUAGGAUCUCUGCAGAAGUUGAAUUAGCUUCACAGAAAUAA
This is a messenger RNA of Melampsora larici-populina 98AG31, 420 nucleotides long. RefSeq lists its product as uncharacterized. Lineage: Eukaryota; Fungi; Basidiomycota; Pucciniomycetes; Pucciniales; Melampsoraceae. The coding region runs from base 1 to 420 and encodes 139 amino acids. Gene Ontology annotation, biological process: protein import into mitochondrial matrix. The record is from RefSeq and is a predicted model, not a curated record. The transcript has 3 exons. Gene Ontology annotation, cellular component: TIM23 mitochondrial import inner membrane translocase complex.